Eleginops maclovinus (Patagonian blennie) is the source of this 1546-nucleotide messenger RNA. RefSeq names its product calcium channel, voltage-dependent, gamma subunit 3a (gene cacng3a). Bases 220 to 1212 code for a protein of 330 amino acids. The transcript is spliced from 4 exons. Lineage: Eukaryota; Metazoa; Chordata; Actinopteri; Perciformes; Eleginopidae. The record is from RefSeq and is a predicted model, not a curated record. Gene Ontology annotation, cellular component: AMPA glutamate receptor complex; postsynaptic density membrane. Gene Ontology annotation, molecular function: voltage-gated calcium channel activity; channel regulator activity. Gene Ontology annotation, biological process: neurotransmitter receptor transport, postsynaptic endosome to lysosome; neurotransmitter receptor internalization; calcium ion transport.
AGUCUUUUGCAUGUAGCUUGGAGUUAAAAAAAACGGCAUAGUUAACCAACUACUCGAGUAGGUCGAUACAGGCUGCAGAAAAUGUGCACCAAAACUGAGUUUCCUUCAGCAAACUGGAUUUACACAAAGAUAAAACACCGGGGGAAAGUUUCUAAACGGUUAUAAUCCCUGUAUUAUCGCUGGAGUACUCCUCGGGGUGGAGGUGGACGCUAGGCAAACAUGAGGCUGUUUGACCGGGGUAUGAUGAUGCUGCUAACCACAGCCGGAGCUUUCUGUGCCUUCAGCCUCAUGACUAUCGCGGUGGGCACGGACUACUGGCUGUACUCCCGCGGGAUGUGCCGCUCCAAGAACCUGAACGACAACGAGACGCUCCGCAAGAACGAGGAGGUGCUGACCCACUCCGGCCUGUGGAGGACCUGCUGCACCGAGGGGUCUUUUCGGGGUGUUUGCAAAGACAUUGAUCACUUUGCUGAGGAUGCAGACUAUGAACAGGAUGCUGCAGAAUAUUUACUACGAGCAGUUCGAGCCUCCAGCCUCUUCCCAAUCCUCAGUGUGGGAUUAUUAUUUCUUGGAGGUGUGUGUGUAGCGGCCAGCGAGUUCUACAAGUCACGAUACAACGUCAUCCUCUGCGCGGGUAUACUCUUUGUCUCUGCAGGGCUCAGUAACAUUAUUGGCAUCAUUGUGUACAUAUCAGCCAACUCUGGGGACCCCAGCCAGAGCGACAACAAGAAGAGCUACUCCUAUGGCUGGUCUUUUUACUUUGGGGCUCUCUCCUUCGUGCUGGCUGAGGUGGUGGGCGUCCUUGCAGUGCACGUGUUCAUAGAAAAACACAGACAGCUGCGCACUAAUGGCAGGCCGUCCAUCAUGAAGCCACCCAUUUCUCGCAGCUCGUCUUUCUUCCGCAACCGUUACUACCAGAACCGCUCCAGCAGAUACAGUUGCAGGAGCAACCACAGUGCACGGGACUCCAUCUCACACUCCUUCAGAGCGUCCUUAAUGCGAGACCGGGAGCCGUCAAUCUGUGCUGAAACCAAAUCAUUGGCAGGUUUGCCCAUAGUGGACUCAGAGUUCUUGAUCUACUCCUUAAACUCGUCUCUCAAGGACGAUAAGAUGGACAUGGCUGUGGAUGAUUUGACUUCUCUGGCGUCUCUCAACAACACAGAGAUGCUGCCUGAAAACUGUGCUUCCAACCGAAAGACAACGCCUGUGUGAAAGGAAGUGAAGGAUGUACAGAGAUGAAAUACAAGAGGAACUUGUUUCGGACGAGAACAUUAAGAGAAAAUAAGUCCUCUGACUAUUUUUAGAGGAAACAGAAAAGGCUUUAGAGACCAAAAAUAGGCCUGCAUAGACUUUUCUGGCAGAAAAUAGUGAAUUCACAGUUUCUCAGAGCCCAGCGUGACAUCUUCAAAUCACAUGUUCUGUCUGACCAGCUGAAAACACAGUUAUAUUCAUUUUAGAAAAUAAAGAAAUGAAGUAUAACAUGUUUGACAGUAUGUCUUGAAUUUGUGCUAGAAAAAUGCAUCUUUUUUUUGCACUUUAUAAGUCA